Molecule: messenger RNA, 1632 nt
Organism: Centruroides sculpturatus (bark scorpion)
Lineage: Eukaryota; Metazoa; Arthropoda; Arachnida; Scorpiones; Buthidae
Product: rhotekin-2-like
Exons: 9
Coding region: 1-1398 (465 amino acids)
Biological process (GO): actomyosin contractile ring assembly; mitotic cytokinesis; septin ring organization
Cellular component (GO): actomyosin contractile ring
Source: RefSeq, a predicted model, not a curated record
AUGUCUGCUAUAUUCGACAUAGUCAAUCACUUUAACGAAACUCUACAAAAGAGAUUGGUAGAUAAGAAUGAAGAGAAGGAUGCCAACCAUUAUAUUUAUCAAGAUAAUUCACGUUUGUUUCAUUCAAAAAGAAAAUCGAUGCCAUGUUUUCCUAGUCAUUUAAAUAUUAUACAAGAUAUGGAUUUGUAUUUCGUUAAACAAAUUGCUCAAAGUAUACAGAUUAAAUUAAUAUUUAUAUAUAACAAUUGUAAUUUUUAUUUAGAUAUUAGAAUGCCAUUGAUUUGGAAAGAUAGUGAUCAUUUUAAAAAUAAAGGAGAUUGUCGACGUUUUGUUGCUUUUUGUUUGCUGAAGAUUGGAACAGAAAUAUAUGACACAGCUUUAAUUAAUAAUAUAGAUCGUAAUGUCACAGAUAUAUCAUUUGAAGAUGUAAUUGUUUUUAAUAAUAUUCCUCCAAAUUUUGAAUUUCAUUUGGAACUUUACAGUCAUAUUCUACAAAAUGAUUUUAGUAUUGCAAGUGCACCUCAUAAAAUUAAAAAAAAAAUUUCAAAUUCUGUUAGUAGAACAAUUGGAAGAAAAUUAGCAGCAAGCUUGAAAGAAGAUUUAAAUGCAAUUGAAAUUGGACCAAAAUUUGAUUUGGUAGCUCAUGCUGUAUUAAGGUUAUCAGAUUGCAGUGGCAGCAUACAGACUCAUGAUUUAACUGUUGAAAAUUUACCAAAUCAACAGCAUAAUUUACCAUUGUUUGGUCAUUUUUGUUGUCGAUUAGCUGUACAGCCAGAUAGUUUAGUUGAAGAAUUAAUGUCUGGUUAUUUAAGUAUUGUACAACAAAUUGGUAAUGUCACUGGAUGUAGAAGAAUGUGGUGUUCAUUAAAGAAUUGUAAAUUAUCAUUUUGGACAAAAAUAGAAGAUUGUCAGAUUUUAUCUCCAGUAUUUACUGUAUUUUUAGAUAAGAAUACAAAAUUAUGCAAAGAAGUGUCUAGCACAUAUUCAUAUAGUUUUGUAAUACAGAAUAAUUUUAAAGAUAAAACUCAGGAAUAUACUGUUGUAGCAGAUUCAGAGACAGAAUAUUUGAAAUGGACUAAACACAUCAAUCAACAUCUUGAAGAUCAUAAACUUUGGGGUCAUGCAAUGGAAUCUCCAAUGGAUAUACCAUCACCUGCACCUUGUCAGUCUCCAUUUUUCUUCAGAGAAAGACAAACAUCUCUUUAUGAAGAAAUUCCAAUUAAAGACAUGCCAGUAUGUAGUGGAUCUUAUUUGUGUGAAGGCAGUCGUAGAUUAUCAUCACCGUCAUUUCGCUCUCGCAGUUCUAGCACGUCAUCUACGUCCAGUUCAACUAGUGGCAAUCGUCAUUAUCCAUUUCUACAUUCAAGAAAACAAAGCGCAGACUCAGUCUUUUAUUAAUAUUUGCAUCAUCCAAAGAUAUGUGUUAAUAGUUUUAAUGUAGUAUAAUUGUAUAAUAUAUAAUACUUAAGUGUGUUUUUGUUUAUAGUUUUCUUUUAAAAAUCCAGUACAGUAAACUGUAAUUAUCAGGGGCCAAAUUUUGCAUUACAGAGUUUCAUACCAUCAGUUUCAUUUUUUAUAUCAUUUUUCUUAAUUCUCAUUAUUCUAUAUAUCUUAAAUUUAUUUGAUAACUUU